AUGCCUGCAACUGCUACGACUACGCGGUUCAAAGGUUCGACAUCGGCUCGCUUUGUGAAGAAUACAUCGAAACCCACGAAAAUAACCUCUCGUUAUAGAGUCUCGAAACAAGCAGAAGAUGAGUCCGUUCAACUAAAUCCCAUGCUCAAUGACUCGGUUACAAAACGAGACGUCGUUCAAAGAAUAGAUCAGUUGGACGCCAUGAUGGGGUUUGAAAGAUUUGACCAAGGAGAAUAUGAUGGUUCUAAACCCAGAAAAGGCUGGUUGAUCAAUAUGCAUGCUACGACUGUCCCUACGGAUGAUUAUUUGGCAGGCUACUCGGGUGUCGAUUUCUACUUCUUGGACCAAGAGGGAGGUUCAUUCAAAGCUACACUCCAAUACGAUCCAUACUUUUUUUUAAUGGUAGUGCCAGGGAAGGAACCAGACGUGGAAGAGCUGUUGAAACGUUUAUUGGAAGACUUCCAUGUGAAGUCGAUCUCUCGUGAACUCAAAGAAGACUUGUCGCUUCCUAAUCAUUUGGUGGGUUUGAAAAGGACACUAAUCAAACUUACUUUCCAUAACACAACUGAUCUCAUCGGCGCAAGACGUCUCCUCAAUCCUAUAAUCAAAGAGAACCAAGCGAAACGAGACACGCGAGAUGUUUUUCGUAUUUACAAUUUUAAUAAUCCUUCAGGCAUUUCGUCUGCUACGGAUGGAUUCCAAUCAAAUGAGUCCAAACAGGAUGCACUGACUGACCCAACUACAUUCAUCGAUGACAUUAGAGAAUAUGAUGUUCCUUACCAUGUUCGUGUCUCCAUUGAUAAUAACGUCAGAGUUGGUAAAUGGUACGAUGUGUAUGCUAAGCAUGGAAAAAUCACUUUCGAGGAGGAUAAAGAAAAAAUUGCAUUUGCUGAUCCAGUGGUCCUAGCAUUUGAUAUAGAAACCACAAAGGCUCCGCUCAAGUUUCCUGACGCCAAAGUUGAUCAGAUUAUGAUGAUUUCUUACAUGAUUGACGGUGAAGGUUUUUUAAUCACAAACAGAGAAAUUAUUUCUGAAGAUAUUGAAGACUUCGAAUACACUCCGAAGCCAGAAUACCCAGGAAACUUUACCAUUUUUAAUGAACCCGAUGAAAAACAUGUACUUAUGAGGUUCUUUGAACAUAUCCGUGAUGUGCGUCCUACUGUCAUUGCCACGUUUAACGGUGACUUUUUCGACUGGCCCUUCGUGGAAAAUAGAACCAAUUUCCAUGGAAUGGACUUAUUCAAUGAGAUCGGUUUUGCGAAGGAUGAUGAGGAUGAAUACAAAUCGAAAUACUGUGUUCACAUGGAUUGUUACAGGUGGGUUAAAAGAGAUUCGUAUUUGCCGCAAGGGUCUCAAGGUUUGAAAGCUGUUACCACUGCAAAAUUGGGUUACAACCCUCUUGAGUUGGAUCCGGAACUUAUGACACCUUAUGCUUACGAACGUCCACAAAUCCUUUCCGAAUAUUCCGUUUCCGAUGCUGUGGCCACAUAUUACUUGUACUAUAAGUAUGUGCAUCCAUUUAUCUUCUCCUUAUGUACCAUUCUUCCGUUGAAUCCUGACGAAGUCUUGAGAAAGGGUACUGGUACCUUAUGUGAGAUGUUGCUCCUGGUUCAAGCCUACGAGGGCAAUAUUUUGCUUCCGAAUAAGUAUACUGAUCCGAUCGAAAGAUUCUACGAGGGACACUUACUUGAAUCUGAAACAUACGUGGGUGGACAUGUGGAAUCGUUGGAAGCAGGUGUCUUUAGAAGUGACAUUGCUACAGAUUUUAAAAUUGACCCGACGGCUAUUGAUCAGCUACUUAGAGAUUUGCGUGAGACCUUAAAGUUCACCAUUGAAGUAGAAAACCACAAGUCCAUGGAAGACGUUGAAAACUUUGAAGAAGUUUACAUUGCUAUUAAAAAACAGUUGGAAAGCUUGCGUGAUUCUCCAGUGAGAAAUGAAACCCCAUUAAUAUACCACGUUGACGUUGCAUCAAUGUAUCCGAACAUCAUGACCUCAUACAGAUUGCAGCCCGAUUCUAUGAAAUCUGAAGAGGACUGCGCAGCUUGUGAUUUCAAUCGUCCUGGAAAGAAUUGUGACAGGCGGAUGACCUGGGCUUGGAGAGGAGAAUUUUAUCCUGCUGAACAAAAUGAGUAUGGUAUGGUCAAAAGGACUCUCCAAAAUGAAACUUUUCCAGGUACCCGCCCUUGGUUACCAGCUCGUUCUUUCGAUGAACUUCCUUAUGCUGAGCAAGCUCUGCUUAUUAAGAAGAGAAUCAGUGAUUACUCUCGAAAAGUUUACAACAGAAUCAAGCAGACAAAAACAGUCAACAGAGAGGCCAUUGUCUGCCAAAGAGAAAAUCCUUUUUACGUCGAUACAGUGAGAGGUUUUAGAGACCGUCGUUAUGAGUUCAAAACUUUAGCAAAAGUGUGGAAAGGCAAAGCUUCGAAAUGUAAAGAAUCUAUUUCAAAAGACGAAGCAAAUAAAAUGGUCAUUUUGUAUGAUUCUUUGCAAUUGGCACACAAAGUCAUUUUAAAUUCCUUUUAUGGUUAUGUUAUGAGAAAAGGCUCCCGUUGGUACUCAAUGGAAAUGGCUGGAAUUACAUGUCUUACAGGUGCUACCAUUAUUCAAAUGGCGAGAGCUCUUGUGGAACGACUUGGUCGCCCUUUGGAAUUGGACACUGAUGGUAUCUGGUGUAUCUUACCUAAGUCCUUUCCGGAGAAUUUCAACUUGAAAUGCAAAGACGGCAAAAAAAUAUUUGUGGAGUAUCCUUGCUCCAUGUUGAACUAUUUGGUGCACCAGCAAUUCACAAAUCAUCAGUACCAGGACUUGAUUGAUGCAGAUACAUUUAAAUACAAAACGAGAUCAGAGAACUCCAUCUUCUUCGAGGUAGAUGGUCCCUACAAAGCCAUGGUUUUACCAACCUCGAAAGAAGAAGGAAAAGGAUUAAAGAAGAGAUAUGCGGUUUUCAAUAAGGAUGGAAGUCUCGCCGAACUAAAAGGAUUCGAGUUGAAAAGAAGAGGAGAGCUUCAGUUAAUCAAGAACUUUCAAUCAGAUAUAUUCAAGCUCUUCCUCGAAGGCGAUUCGUUGGAAUCUUGCUAUCAAGCUGUUUCUACGGUUGCUAAUAACUGGCUCGACGUCUUAGAAACCAAAGGCGGUAUGCUUGAAGACGAGGAUUUGAUCGAACUUAUUUGUGAAAACAGAAGUAUGAGUAAGGCUUUGAGUGAAUACGAAGGACAGAAAUCUACUUCCAUCACAACAGCUAAACGGUUGGGUGAAUUUUUGGGAGAGGAAAUGGUCAAGGAUGCUGGUUUAGCCUGUAAGUACAUUAUCAGUGCCAAACCUUUAGAGAGUCCAGUUACUGAGAGAGCAAUCCCAGUUUCAAUUUUUUCCUCUGAACAUAAAGAGAUCUAUCUUAAAAAGUGGUUGAAGGAUCCAUCUCUCACAGACUUUGAUCCUCGUUCAGUGAUUGACUGGGAUUAUUAUCGGGAACGUCUUGCAUCUGUCAUUCAAAAAAUUAUAACAAUUCCUGCUGCUCUUCAAAAUGUCAAAAAUCCUGUUCCUCGGGUAUCUCAUCCGGACUGGUUACAGAAAAGAAUUCGGGUAAAAGAGGAUAAGUUCCAACAAACUUCUCUUUCAAAGUUCUUCAACAAAGCUUCCAAUGAAGAAGUUAAGACGAAAGCCAUCAAAGAUAUUGAAGAUUUUGGAGAAGUGGAUGAAGGAGUUCCUAAAACAAAAUUAGGAAAAGUUACUGUAAAGAAGAGAAAGAUGCGGGAGGCUCAAAGAUUACAAGCUGAAGAAGAUGAGAAGGCAGUAGCCAUCUUGAACUCUCCUUGUCCAUCUAUGACGGAGGAUUAUGUCAGUUUUUUGCAAUACCAGAAGGCUAAGUGGAGGGUGCAAUCGAAAAAUAGAGAUAGAAGAAAGAAAUUAUUCGGAGAAAACGUUGAUUCUUCUUAUAGAUCCUCCGUUGGGAGUAUGUUUCCGCCGACAAGCAGAGAAUGUUGCUGGCUCGGAUUGGGAAAUUUUAGAAUAUAA
Molecule: messenger RNA, 4014 nt
Organism: Clavispora lusitaniae ATCC 42720
Lineage: Eukaryota; Fungi; Ascomycota; Pichiomycetes; Serinales; Metschnikowiaceae
Gene: POL2
Product: DNA polymerase epsilon catalytic subunit
Biological process (GO): leading strand elongation; mitotic cell cycle; base-excision repair, gap-filling
Cellular component (GO): nucleus; epsilon DNA polymerase complex
Molecular function (GO): single-stranded DNA 3'-5' DNA exonuclease activity; nucleotide binding; DNA-directed DNA polymerase activity
Source: RefSeq, a predicted model, not a curated record